AUGCACAAGGAGGAGCACGAGGUGACUGUGAUGGGGGCACCCCCCAGCACCAUCCUUCUAAGGUCCACCGUGAUCAACAUCCACAGCAAGACCUCUGUGCCCGACCAUGUUGUCUGGUCCCUAUUCAACACCCUCUUCUUGAACUGGUGCUGUCUGGGCUUCAUAGCAUUCGCCUUCUCCGUGAAGUCUAGGGACAGGAAGAUGAUUGGUGACGUGACCGGGGCCCAGGUCUAUGCCUCCACUGCCAAGUGCCUGAACAUCUGGGCCCUGAUUCUGGGCAUCCUCAUGACCACUGGAUUCAUCCUGUUACUGGUGUUUGGCUCUGUGACAGUCUACCAUAUUACGUUACAGAUAAUACAGGAAAAACGGGGUUACUAGUGGCUGCCCAUAGCCUGCAACCUUAGUACUCCACUGUGCAAUGCUGGCCCUGCAUGCUGGGGCUGUUUGCCCUGCCCCUUUGGUCUUGCCCCUAGAUACAGCAGUUUAUGCCCACACACCUGUCUACAGUGUCAUUCAAUAAAGUACACGUGCUUGUG
Nomascus leucogenys (northern white-cheeked gibbon) is the source of this 536-nucleotide messenger RNA. Its product is annotated as interferon-induced transmembrane protein 1. Gene Ontology annotation, cellular component: plasma membrane. The record is from RefSeq and is a predicted model, not a curated record. Lineage: Eukaryota; Metazoa; Chordata; Mammalia; Primates; Hylobatidae. Gene Ontology annotation, biological process: type I interferon-mediated signaling pathway; host-mediated suppression of symbiont invasion; response to type II interferon.